AGUGUCGUGUGUAUAACUGUGUGAGAUGGAAAGUGUGUGAGAGAGAGUAAGUGUGUGUGUCACGGGUUUAUCUUGAAAGGCUCUUAUUUCACAGUCCUAGAUCAGACACACAGACACAUAUUCUCUUCUUCCUCUCUACAAAAUCGAGGCUGCCCCUGCCCUUCUACCUUCGUCUCUAUCUCUCUCUAGAAUCAUCAAUAAUUUGAAACUUCAAGAUUUUACCUUUCUCUCUCUCUAGAAUCUUUAAGAAGAAACACACCAGAAGAACAAUCAAACGAAACUUAGUGUUUUUAAUGGCGAUGAUGUUAGAUCAUAGCUCAUGUGAUGGUGGGAUACUAUUGUCGUUAGAUUCCCACAAAGCAGUCCCUGCACCUUUUCUAACGAAAGCUUAUCAACUUGUUGAUGAUCCGACUACCGAUCACAUCGUCUCGUGGGGCGAAGACGACACUACGUUCGUAGUCUGGCGCCCGCCCGAGUUCGCUCGUGAUCUCCUUCCGAACUACUUCAAACACAACAACUUCUCCUCGUUUGUUCGCCAACUUAACACCUAUGGUUUUCGAAAAAUAGUACCGGAUAGAUGGGAGUUUGCAAAUGAGUUUUUCAAAAAAGGAGAGAAGCAUUUAUUAUGUGAGAUCCACCGCCGGAAAACAUCUCAACCACAAGUAACCCUCAACCACCACCAUCCACAUCACUUCACCGGCAUUAACGGUGGCGGUUUACACGGCGGCAAUGGUAAUAAUAUCUUUACAUAUCAACCUACACGCAGCAUCUCUCCACCGGACUCCGACGACCACUUAUACUCCGAUAACUCACCCCCUCUAGCCUCCCCCACCACCACGGCUACCGCGGGUAUGCUCGGAAUCUUCCACAACACCGCUAGAGGCGGCAACUCGGUAACCGCGUUAUCGGAGGAUAACGAACGGCUACGGCGGAGUAAUAAUAUGUUAAUGUCGGAGCUUGCACACAUGAGGAAGCUUUACAAUGAUAUAAUAUAUUUUGUGCAAAAUCAUGUGAAGCCUGUGACACCAAGUAAUUCAUACCCAUCAUCACUUCUUCUAUCUUCAAAUAAUGCAAACAUUAAUGUUAAUAAAUCCCAACAACUUCAUGGUUCUACUAUGAACAACAACGUUGUUGAUGACAACAUUAAUGUUUGUAAAACAAAGCUUUUUGGAGUUCCAUUAUUGUCGAAGAAGAGACUGCAUCCAGAGUACGGGAAUAAUAAUAAUGGUAAUAAUACAAUGGUGGAGACUCAUAAAGCAAGGUUGGUUCUUGAAAAUGAUGAUUUAGGUUUAAAUCUUAUGCCACCUUCUCCUUGUUGACUCCUUCUUUGUACUUGGAAAGAAUUUAUUGAUCAAGAAAUCUUGUUUAGUUCAGUUAGAAAAUAUAAUUUUAGUUAUCUUACUACAUUAUAUCAUUUAACAGUACUAUUUAUUUUGGUGUGA
Messenger RNA from Helianthus annuus (common sunflower), 1442 nucleotides. RefSeq names its product heat stress transcription factor B-4. Gene Ontology annotation, molecular function: RNA polymerase II cis-regulatory region sequence-specific DNA binding; DNA-binding transcription factor activity. The record is from RefSeq and is a predicted model, not a curated record. Gene Ontology annotation, cellular component: nucleus. The transcript is spliced from 2 exons. Gene Ontology annotation, biological process: regulation of transcription by RNA polymerase II. NCBI's taxonomy places the organism in Eukaryota, Viridiplantae, Streptophyta, Magnoliopsida, Asterales, Asteraceae. Bases 294 to 1319 code for a protein of 341 amino acids.